GUUAUAUAUAUGAAAACCCAAAAUUCUAAACAUUUCCCCCCACUAUACAUCCCCCUUUUCCGUUCAAGACACCCUUUUUCAACAAUAAGAAGUUCAAAUUGUAAUAUCAGCGACAGGAUUCGGGAAGUCUUUCUCUGGUGAACCCUAAGAAGGCUUUGAAGCAGUAUCGUAAAAAUGUUGGGUGGGCCAGGACUUGAAUCUGUCGUUGAUCAAUACAUUUCAGUUAUCACGAAUGAUGGACGCAACAUAGUGGGAGUAUUGAAAGGGUUCGAUCAAGCUACAAAUAUUAUUCUUGAUGAAUCUCAUGAAAGAGUCUAUUCGACCAAGGAGGGUGUUCAGCAACUUGUGUUAGGUCUUUACAUCAUAAGGGGUGAUAACAUAAGUGUUAUUGGGGAACUAGAUGAAGAGCUUGAUGCAAGCUUGAAUUUAUCGGAACUGAGAGCUCACCCUCUGAAGCCUGUCAUUCACUGAUGGUUACAUUGUAUUACACUAUUAUGCAUGGUUAAAAUAUGAAUGUCGUAAGGUAAUCAGAUACUCGUUUCAGUGAGGAAUUAUUAUCGGGUUUAUAAAAAUACGGAUCUUAAACCAACUUGUAGCUGACGUUUUGGUACAUCUUUUUGGAAGGAAAAGAUAUCUGUUUGCUAGCAGCAUCCGUUUUGUGUGUGCAUGUUGAGUUGUUUACCAUCCAACUGGUUCUGGAUUUUGGCUGUGUGACCUCAUUACACAUUGUAAUACGUCUGCCAACACAAGUUCGGUUAGUAUCGUAGUCCAUGUCAAGAUUCGCGUCGGAUGGACUCUAUGAUGAUUGACAUGUAUCAUUCAACUU
This is a messenger RNA of Helianthus annuus (common sunflower), 826 nucleotides long. Its product is annotated as sm-like protein LSM8. Gene Ontology annotation, biological process: mRNA splicing, via spliceosome. Gene Ontology annotation, molecular function: RNA binding. The record is from RefSeq and is a predicted model, not a curated record. Lineage: Eukaryota; Viridiplantae; Streptophyta; Magnoliopsida; Asterales; Asteraceae. The transcript is spliced from 6 exons. Gene Ontology annotation, cellular component: precatalytic spliceosome; U4/U6 x U5 tri-snRNP complex; U6 snRNP. The coding region runs from base 175 to 471 and encodes 98 amino acids.